AUGCGCGCAGAUAAUUUUAUUGCUGUUUAUUCCAAAAACUGUCAAAAUAUAAUUCAAAAAUUAGAUUCCGCGCGUGCUAUUCAAAUUGAAGAAAAUAGAAAAAAAAAAAUUCCUAUAAUUCAAACUAUUGUUUUUUGUGGGAGUCAAGAAAUAGCUUUACGCGGUACUAACGGUUAUGGGCCUUUCUCUUUAGACAACUCUGAACCUAUUUAUAAUGAGGGUAAUUUCCUAACAUUAUUAAGAAUGCGCGUUUCAUGUGAAGAUAAAAAUCUAACGUAUCGCAUUGAGAAUCAAGCAUUAAAUACUACAUAUAUAAGCUCUAUGAUUCAAAAUAAUUUUAUAAAUGUACGUAAAAAAAUUAUACAAGGCCAGUUAGUUUACAAAAUUAAUCAGGCAAAAUGUCUCUCUGCAUUAGUCGACGAGACAACUGACGCGUCACGUGUUGAACAACUGUCUUUAUGUGUACGUUAUUUAGAUAAUAAUUUAAAUAUUGAAAAAAAUGAAAUAAAUAAUUAUGUAUUGAAAGAAGACUUCUUACAAUUUGUACCGGUUAGCUCUACCGGUGGUCAAAAUUUGGCCACAGUCAUUCUAGGAACUUUGAAAAAUCUUGGUAUAACCUGUGACUUACAGGGUGCCGCCACUGGGCGACUUCCCCCUCAUGCCAAUCAUCUCCACAUCACAUUUACUUAUUGUAUUACGUGUAAAUACAGAUUGUAAAUAUAUAUUGUUAGUUAAAUAAAAAAAAAAAAAAAAAAAAAAAAAAACCUGUGACUAUUUACUUGGCCAGUUUCAUUAAUUUGAGCAACUUUUGCGGCGUCGAAGACAGGUCGACCAGGACGCUGGUCAUCGCCGGUGCACUCUCGACCUUUAGAAAAUCAUUUAUGCCACUCAAAAACACGCGCCCGAGACAGGGAAUCCUCACCAUAGGACUCUUUUAACAACUUAUAGCACUCAGUUGGAGUUGUUUUAGUUUAAUGAGAAAUUUUACGUUUAUCCGUUGCUCAUAUUUUUCGUCACACAUCGUUUUCGGCAAGAGAAAAAAACACGUUCGUUUCUAACCGCUGCAGAAAAAAUACUAAUGCACCAACAAAAACCUACUUUUGUACUGACAUAAUAGACACUUCCAGUUAACCAGCGCUGUAUUCGGUUUUCCCCUAACCUCUUUAGGACGCUCUUUGUGCGCGCAGUCUCGUUAUUUCAUAGCCAGACCUCGUAUAUAAACCUGUUUGUUGCAACAUUAGAAGAACUACAAAUAUUUGUAGACAUUGAAACAUCAUCUAAAGCUUAACAGUUAUAUAAGUGUGUAACAACUAGUGGAUUUAUUAUAAGUAUGAUAACUGCGACAGCACUUUUCUCUAUAACUUUGCCAUUAUGUAAGGUAUUGCAGUCAGUAUUUUUUCCAAAUAUUCAUUUUUUAUUAAAAGUACUAUCCACACUUCCGGUUUCUACAGCAACUCCCGAACGAACUUUUUUAACGUAAAACGCGUCAAGACAUGUUUACGAAACUCUACAGGACAAGAAAGACUAACUGGCUAAGUUCUAAUAAGUGCCCAUAGAGAUGUUACGGUUAAUCCCGAAGAAGUGUUAAACCAAUUUGCUCUUCAAAAAGAUAAAAGCAUUUUAUUAGUUUAAAGUAUAUUUAAUUUGUGUUAUCACUUCAUUUUGUUUUUAUGUUUUGUAUAGUGUAAGGUGACAAGAUGUGCAAGUAAUUUUGUACAUUUAAUUAUAUAUUUUAUUAAAAGAAGAUUAAAACUUUUUUGGUCUUAUUUUUAAGCAAGUUUUAAAACCUAAAUUCAGUAAAAUUACAAUUUUAUGUAACAUAUUUUGGACCCUUCCUGUAAUAUAUUGGCUAUAUGUAAACUCCUAUAAAAAUGAACUUUUUACCUGUAUUUAAAACAUAGUGUAAACUCCUACAUAGUCCCUUUUUACCUGCCAAAAAUAGACGGUAUAAUCUCCUACACAGGCCUUUUUACAUUUUAGAUUCUGAGUGUAGCGAAGAAUGUAUAUUGAUUUUACAAUAAUGUUUAUUUGAGAUAAUUGCACUUAAGUGGGAAAAAACGUAAGAUUUUAUGAGUUCAUUAUUUUAAAUUAAUACUCACUACGGUUUAUACCAGAAAUAGUUCUCUGAUGGAAAAAUGAUAAAAAAACGUUUUUUGUUGCAUUUUGGUUAAAUAUUCGUAGAGACUUUCGAAUGUAAAAUACAAUUUAGUAAACAUAUUAAUAUAUGGUAUCAUAUCGGAAAUUUUCGAACAUUUUGAUAACGUCAUUUCCGUAAAUUGGAAAUACAGCAAUCUCUAUCUAGACUAUCUCUUAUUUUUAUAGUUAAUAACUGACUUUUAUUUAUUUUAAUAAUUAGACAAAUUAAAUUAAAUUAUAAUAUUUUGUUUUUAAUUUUUGUAGUUUAUGAUUAAUUUUUACUUAUUUUACUUUUUACAACUUUAAUACUAUCUAGUGUAAGAGUUAGUAAAUAAAUAUGAGUUAUAAAUUACAAAAAAAAAAGAGAUAAUCUAAAGUAAGAGUGUAAGAGUGUAAUCUAGUGUAAGAGUUAACAUUAUUUGCUAUAGAAGUUAACACUAUCUUUUAUAGGAGUUAACACUAUGUCAAUGUAGGAGCUUACCUACUUUUGUAAAAGUUUACCAUCCCCCAAUAUAUUAUUAUUAUUCCCUCAACUGAGUGAUAAUUAAAUACCCAGGUACCGAUAUUAUGUAGACAGUUUUUCACACAUUUUUGUAAUAUUAUAGAUGGCAUAAUAAAAGAUAACUUAAAUCAAAUAAAGUAAAUAAAAUAGGUUCCUAUUAUACUUAAUAUAUAAGUACCUAAUUAAAAAUACUUAUACUUAUUAUACUUAAUAAUUUACCAACUUAAAUUAAAUAUUUAAUAUGGGUUUCAAAUAUAUGCAGUAAUACUACUGGUAACAAUUUUAAACUUUUUUGAUUAGCAUAAUAUAAUAUACACGGUGUUUCAAAAGUCUUCAUCCGAUUACGAACUGAUAUAGUUCUGCAACGGUUAAUCGCAGGUUAACAAUCAAUGUAUUCUUGGAAAGGUUAGAUAACUAAGUUUAUUUUACGUUAUCUAGUUGAUAAAUUUGGCACCGUAAUGGUUAGUGAACANCUCCGCAACAGAAAGCGUUUUGCGUCCAACGUUUCAAUAAGUGCGAGUCGGCAAUAACCGUUCAACGUGAUUUUCGAAGAACUUAUGGAACUGAAGCUCCUACUGCUCAAAGCAUUCGACGUUGGCACCAAACGUUCCAAGAAAGUCUGUGUGCACAGAAACGCUCAGGUCGACCUCGUACCUCUGACGAAAACAUCGAGCGUGUUCGACAAAGUUUCGUUCGAACUCCACAGAAGUCUACACGUCGUGCAGGACUAGAGCUAGAUCUCCCACAUUCGACCGUUUGGCGUGUUCUACGACGUCGUUUGACAUUGAAGGCAUACCGACUACAACUGUUACGAGUCCUCCUACCGGAAGACAAACAAAAAAGGAUUGAUUUUUGCGAUUUCAUAUCCGAAAAACGAGGAGAAAAUGAGUCAUUUGUCUCACGCAUUGUUUUUUCGGACGAAGCCACAUUUCAUGUAAGUGGAAAAGUCAACCGCCAUAAUGUCAGGAUUUGGGCUUUAGAGCAAUCACACGCAACUGUUGAGCAUCAAAGAGAUUCACCAAAAAUCAAUGUUUUCUGCGCAAUUUCCAGGGAAAAAGUUUACGGUCCAUUUUGUUUGCCGGUGGGGGUCAUAUUGACAUUUGUAACCAAACUAAAUAAAACUUGA
Molecule: messenger RNA, 3764 nt
Organism: Cinara cedri
Lineage: Eukaryota; Metazoa; Arthropoda; Insecta; Hemiptera; Aphididae
Source: the annotation of a GenBank genome assembly